GAGAAUAUGUCCUAAAUGUCUUUUAUUUACCUUGCAUGGCCCUUGCUGCUCAAAAUAAAGCCACCUCCUAACCGCGGACCGGCAGCUAUAAAGAUCCAGGCCUGGUGGCGGGGCACACUACUGCGACGAACCCUGCUGCACGCGGCGCUCAGGGCAUGGAUCAUCCAGUGCUGGUGGAGGCAGACAAGAGCCAGGCUGCUGGAGAAGAGGCGGAGGGCGGUGCUAGAGUUGUAUGCACAGCAAACCAGAGCAUCUGUGAGGCUACAGUCUGGGUACCGAAUGUGGCGCAUCCGCCGGCGAUACUGUUGUUUGCUCAAGGCCAUCCGCAAAAUCCAGGUCUCUUGGCGCUGGCACAAUUGCCAUACCCGCGGUUUUAUGCAGGGCAGAUAUGAGCUCACAGGAAGCCACCUACAACUUCAGCUCGAUAUCUUCCUAGGUGCUCAGGUGUGUCGCAUUACAGACUGCAUCCCCUUUCCAAUAAAGGACUGACCAGGUCUGCUCCAAAUA
Chinchilla lanigera (long-tailed chinchilla) is the source of this 507-nucleotide messenger RNA. RefSeq names its product IQ domain-containing protein F5-like. NCBI's taxonomy places the organism in Eukaryota, Metazoa, Chordata, Mammalia, Rodentia, Chinchillidae. The record is from RefSeq and is a predicted model, not a curated record. Gene Ontology annotation, molecular function: calmodulin binding. The transcript has a single exon. The coding region runs from base 16 to 489 and encodes 157 amino acids.